Molecule: messenger RNA, 2522 nt
Organism: Notolabrus celidotus (New Zealand spotty)
Lineage: Eukaryota; Metazoa; Chordata; Actinopteri; Labriformes; Labridae
Product: E3 ubiquitin-protein ligase RNF166
Exons: 6
Coding region: 409-1158 (249 amino acids)
Biological process (GO): protein polyubiquitination; ubiquitin-dependent protein catabolic process
Molecular function (GO): ubiquitin protein ligase activity
Source: RefSeq, a predicted model, not a curated record
UUGUUGUACCUCUCGUGUCCUUCACGAGCGUUCACUGGCUUCACUAGGAAAGCGCUGAUGUGACAACCAAGUGGAUGCAGCAUCACAUGCACACAGUGUGUUUGUACAUCAGUGCUUUUUAUCCAGGUCAUCCUCUGAGCAGCGCGCUGACUCCCACCAACGAGCCCUGCUCCCAAUGUUUACUUCUUCAGCAUGUCUGCUCCAGCCUGCAGAGAGGAGUCGUGUGUUGCUUUGUUGAGGAUGAUGAUCGGAUGAGAGCUUAUUAAAGAGCCAUCAUGCUUGCUCGGUACAUCUUCAAACUGCUGUACGGAUAAAAACAACAGACAGCUGCAGGUUGAGCAUUUGGACAGCUUCCUCUCUCUGGCAGCCUUCUGUUGUCGACACUCUCAGAUCCUCCUCCUCGGCUCCAUGAUGGCGAUGUUUCGGAGCUUUGUCUCUGCGAGCACUCAGCUCCGCCAGCAGCAGCAGCAGCAGCAGCACCCCAGCAGCGGCGCAGGAUCCCUGGCUGCCCCGGCGGAGGGCAUCGAGAGCCAGUUCUCCUGUCCCAUCUGCCUGGAGGUGUACCAUAAACCCGUCAGCAUCGCCAGCUGUGCUCACACGUUUUGCGGGGAAUGUCUGCAGCCGUGUCUUCAGGUGACCUCGCCCCUCUGCCCUCUCUGUCGCGUCCCCUUCGACCCUAAGAAAGUGGAGCGCUCCUCCAGUGUGGAGAAGCAGCUGGCCUCGUACAAAGCACCCUGCAGGGGAUGUAGCAAGAAGGUGUCUCUGGUAAAGAUGAGGUCUCACAUUGCUUCCUGUUCUAAAGUACAGGAGCAGAUAGCCAACUGUCCCAAGUUUGUUCCUGUUGUACCCACCUCCCAGCCUAUACCAAGCAAUAUACCGAACCGGUCAACAUUUGUGUGUCCGUUCUGUGGGGCCAGAAACCUGGACCAGCAAGAACUGGUGAAGCACUGUAUGGAAAACCACCGUAAUGACCCUAAUAAAGUGGUGUGUCCAGUGUGUUCAGCCAUGCCAUGGGGAGACCCCAGCUACAAGAGCUCAAACUUCCUCCAGCAUCUCCUCCACAGACACAAGUUCUCCUACGACACAUUUGUUGACUACAGCAUCGAUGAAGAGGCAGCACUGCAGGCAGCUCUGACACUAUCACUGGCUGAAAACUGACAACAGUCACACCACCACCACCACCACCAUCCUCUCACCCUUAGCUCCAACUCCACCUUUACUGCACUGCUGCUGCUCCUCCAUGACUCAGAAGGUAUCAACAGACUGACCCAGCCAGGCACACACACACACACACACACACACACACACACACACACACACACACACACACACACACACACACACACACACACACACACUCCACAGAAAACCACAUCACAGAGUCCAGCCAGCUUCAUGGAGAUAACUUUGCUCCCGUUCCACACCAAGGAUGUUUGUCCUGUCGUAGCAGAGCGACUAGUUUUCUGUGCUACGGUUCAAAAGCAGGAUGGAGAUGUCGUCUCUGCUUUGUUGGAUUUGAGGAAAGAAAAUGCCCCGUGGGUUUGGAAGGGACCCAGAGACCUUCUCUAAAUAAGUUCCUGACAGAACCCAUCACACUAACCUUAAACCCAGCUUAGAAACAACGCCUCCACUCACAGCUGUCAUCUGGACCACCACAGCAUGAAGGGCUACCUCCACGGUAAACUGUCGCAUCUCUGACUAUAGAAGAACCUGUUGACUCUGAAACCCUCAUCCUGGUUCAGGUCUUUGACCACUUGUCACAUGCUAAGAUGUCCUAACUGCUGGUAGUCACUGUAACUCGUUUGAUGUCUGAGAAAUCGUGAGUGUCUCACACAGUGAGGUCUGCAGGGGUCGGGUUCGAACAGGCACAUUUGCUUAUUACAGAAGUGAGCCUGCAAGAGAAGAUGAGACAGCAUUCUGCAGAGAUACACAGAAAACACAACAGAUCAAAAGUUCAUAUUUUGCAUUUACCAAAGUGCAAACAAACAAACACAGUCCCAGCACGACCUUUUGACCAAUCACACGGCAGAAGAGUCCAUCGUGUCACUCAGUGUAGAAGUGAAUGCUUUCCGGAUGCUUGUUGACUGAGCUGCUCGUAGUGUGGUUGUAUGACAUCUUUGAAUGGCUACGAUCCAUAAAGAGAAAGAUUCAGCCCCAAAGCACCGUGCUGAGUGAGUGAGGCUCCAACACCACAGAUUCUCAUGUCUCUAAUAAACCUCUGUCUGGGACGAGCAGACAGAUCUCUGAGCAGAGGACGCACAGGCGGAUGCUUGUGUCUGUGAUAUCAUAUUAAAGUUUUAUUACAGUGUUUAGUAGCUAAAAUAAGAACAGAUGUUAUUAUGUCAUGCAGUGAAAAAAAUGUGGAAAAGAGUGUAAAUGAUAUAAAAAGAAGUAAGAGUUGAAAGAGGUAUUUUAAAUAUGAAUAAACAGGUUGUGUUAUAUAAAGUGAGCUCACUGUUAAUUUAUGAAACCCACCUUUAAUGUUCUGAAUAGAAAAUAAACACAUAAUGUUGUUCCAUAAA